AGCAUCUGUCAGAUUAGGUGCAGGACUUGGCUUUGCUUCUACGAGAACAGUGAAGAAUGAGCUUAUUAAUGGGUCUCACAAGCAACAUGACAUCCCCUUCUCAGCUUGUAAUAAUCAGAGAUACUUUUACCACAGCCUUAGUGAAGAAUCUGAUUGUUGUUCUGGUCUGGUUCAUCCUCACGUUCAUCAACAGCAUCUUGAUUGCCACAUUUUUUAGACACCAGAUGUUCUAUGAAGAUCCUCGUUACAUCCUCUUCAUCCACAUGGUGAUCAACGAUGGCAUUCAGCUAACUGUGACCAUCACACUCUUCAUCCUCAGCUACAUAUUCUACAGGAUUAAUGUCUCGCUCUGCUGCUUUUUCAUCCUGGUGGCAGUCUUUACUACCAGAAACACCCCCGUUAAUUUGGCCGGCAUGGCCAUAGAGCGCUACAUUGCCAUUUGCAAACCUUUACGUUACACUCAAAUCUGCACAACGAGGAGGACCUACAUAGUCAUCGGACUGAUUUGGUUUGUAUGUGUGGCUCCAGAUAUAACAGAUCUGUUUAUAACCCUGGCCACUGAGCCAUUAAGCUUCUUUCACGAGUCUGUGUUCUGUAUGCGGCAGAACGUGUUUAAAGACCCGAUCCUGGCUGAGAAAAGGAAAGCCUUUGAUAUAAUUUAUUUCUCCUGCGUGUUUCUUACUCUGGUCUUUACCUACCUGAAGAUAAUGUUCGCAGCCCGAGGCCUCUCAACAGUUACCACUUCAGCCAAGAAAGCCAGAAACACCAUUCUCCUUCACGGUGUCCAGCUGGCCAUGUGUCUGCUCUCCUACAUCUCUCCUAGCGUGGAGGUUGUUCUACACAUCAUCUUUCCGGGACGAAUUCUGGAAAUGAGAUAUGCAAACUACCUGAUUGUCUACAUUCUUCCCCGGUUCCUGAGCCCAAUAAUCUACGGAGUCAGAGACAAAAAGUUCAGGAAAUAUCUCAGGAUGUCUCUGCUGAGAUGCAGCUGCCGAUGCACGCUAAAGCCAGUGGUUCCACUGAACAAAGACUGAAUGUGAAAAAUAAUUAUUACAUUUAGAAAUGGUUAAUACGUAAAAAUUGAUAAAGACAACGCUGAACCUGGGGGUCUUUUAAUUUAAAGAGAUUAAAUUUUUAUAACUACUCUUUGAUAAAAUAUAUCAUAUAAAGCUCAAUCCAGAUGUGUAUAGAUCCAUUCAUCCAUCCAUUUUCUGACCCACUUAAUCCCUGAUGGGGUCAUGGGGGUUUGCUGGUGCCUAUCUCCAGCAUUCACUGGGCAAGAGGCGGGGUACACCCAAUCAAUUAAUAAUUAGAUAAUCUGUGCAUAUUGGUUUUUCUUUUUCUAAUCUAAGGUGUUUUUAUCUUAUUUUCUUGUGUAUUUCUUAGUGUUGCAAUUUAGUCAUGCCAUUGCUUUCUCAUGUAUUUACUCUGCAUUAUUGGAUAGGCUCUGUUAGUUUUUAUUUCUUGUUUUUAUUUCUGCCCCAGGGCAGACAGGGAGAAGUGGGUAAUUAAUGGAUCCCAUUCACCUGUGUCUCCUCAUUUAGCCUUAUAGCCUGCACCUGUUCUCUGCUCCAUUUAAGCAGUCAGUUUGUUUUUAUUUGUUACUGGGUUCUUUUGUUGAAUACCUGUCUCCGUUCCUUGUUCAACAACCACCUUACAGAGCCAGAAUUGGACAUUCUCAUUAAAGCUUUCAAGUUCAUCAUGCUGCUCCCAAGCUCUUGUUUGUAUUAUUCUCCCAAACAAAAACGUAUGAAAAGUGGAGGCACACCUUUGAAUGUAUUUUAAGGCAGCACCUCAAACCGUUUCCUUGUUGGAUAUCAUGGUUAAAUCAAAAGCAACCGUAAAGGUGUUAGGAAGAAUAUUGCAGAUGUCCACAAUUCUGAUGCCUUAGGUGCAACUCCCAGAUUCUUGAAGGUCCAACAUUUGUUGGUUAAAACAAGUGCACAUAUAUCAUUAUUGUCACAAAAAACGCCAUUCUAGUCAAUAGGGUAUUUCCCACCAGCUCUGGAGUCUCUCAUCUCUGGGUUUCCCUUUAUUGUCUUGCCCUCAGCUCUCUGAUUUUCUGGACCUGACCUGGACUGUCUUUCACCACGUAUCUAUCCCAGCACUUUGGACCCGUCUGUCAUCUUUUGCCUUGAUAGUGUACGAACUCUGCCUGCUUCUUAGACCUGAUCCCUGCCCUCAACCCAUUUUUC
Fundulus heteroclitus (mummichog) is the source of this 2195-nucleotide messenger RNA. Its product is annotated as odorant receptor 131-2-like. The record is from RefSeq and is a predicted model, not a curated record. The transcript is spliced from 4 exons. Gene Ontology annotation, molecular function: G protein-coupled receptor activity. Gene Ontology annotation, cellular component: membrane. Gene Ontology annotation, biological process: G protein-coupled receptor signaling pathway. NCBI's taxonomy places the organism in Eukaryota, Metazoa, Chordata, Actinopteri, Cyprinodontiformes, Fundulidae. The coding region runs from base 57 to 1034 and encodes 325 amino acids.